This is a messenger RNA of Naegleria gruberi, 1281 nucleotides long. RefSeq lists its product as uncharacterized. Gene Ontology annotation, biological process: mitotic DNA damage checkpoint signaling; protein phosphorylation. NCBI's taxonomy places the organism in Eukaryota, Heterolobosea, Eutetramitea, Acrasida, Naegleriidae. The record is from RefSeq and is a predicted model, not a curated record. The transcript has a single exon. Gene Ontology annotation, cellular component: nucleus. Gene Ontology annotation, molecular function: ATP binding; protein serine/threonine kinase activity. The coding region runs from base 1 to 1281 and encodes 426 amino acids.
AUGCAACAUUUUAACUUUACAAAGGAACUAAUGAUGAAACAUAGUAAGGUAAUGGGAUUGUCUUAUCUCAAAAGUGUAGCAUAUCUAUUCAUUUUAGAGGCUUCUUUUACUGAAACUGACCUCUCUAUAAUGCCUACAUACUCUCUGUAUUUUAAAGAAUAUUCCAUGUCAGAGGAGAUUGAAAUAUUAAAGUUAUGGCUGGAUAUUGCUUUCUUCAUUGAAAAUCAUGCACCUAGGAGAUCCACAUUCACAGUGAAGCCAUUUAGACCUAGCAGUAGUGAAACACCACUAAAAAACCUCAAGCUAUUAGGAGGUGAUGUGAUGCUUUCAACUAACACAGAAAAGAACAGAAUAACAUCCCACAGAAAGAUGAAAAAAUACAAGCCUAUUAUUUCUCGUGUGAAAAAUCACCAUGAUAUAGUCAUUGUAAGGAAUAUCUCUGUAUUCAAAGAAGUGGGUGAAGAAGAGAGAAGAAUUAUACUCAAAUUAAUGAACAGAGAUGAAUACUGUCUCUACUUGCCCAUUGUACUAAAUAUAUAUGCUAAGGAUGUGGAAUUUGAACAUCUCCACUCACUCCCUUCUGACCAUUUAGAUGAUAACUUUUUGUUAAUGAUGGCCUGUCACAUUUCCAUUGCAUUGAAAUACCUUCACGCCAACAACAUUGUACAUAGAGAUGUGAAACCAUCCAAUACUAUGAUAAGACCAUUCAAUAAUCCAACAUCAUUGUUAUGGAUUGUAUUGAUAGACUUUGGUUUAAGCUUUGAAAUGGUAAAAGAACAAGGUGAAUGCUAUCAAUUAAGUAGCAGUGAAGGUAAGAAAACUCUGGUCAAUGAAAAUGUUGGUACUUACCUUUUCCAAGCUCCAGAAGUUCAUAAAAAGCAAAACUAUGAUGAAAAGAUUGACAUUUACAGUCUUGGGGCUACUUUAUUGUAUCUCAAAAACAAGACCUCAUAUGAAAUAAUCUGUAAAAAAGACGAAUUUGAUCUUCAAGUUGAUAUGCAAACACUCCAAUGGGAUGAUUUUAAAUUUGGGAAAAAAUAUUGGAAAUGGUUAAUGAAGAUCCAAAGAAAAGACCUUCAGCUCAAGAGCUUGCCGAUUAUUUUACUACUCUUUACAACAACCCACAAACAACAAACGCAGAAACUAAAGACCAAGAAGAUUUCGAAAUGCUUUAUGAUCAAGAAAGAUAAGAAGGUUAGCAAACAAAUUGAAGAUAUUGGAAUAACAUUUAUAACAUUGCCUUAUUGGAAUGAAUCCUGUUGGAAUAUUUUCAAAUGGUAA